Molecule: messenger RNA, 1365 nt
Organism: Oryza brachyantha (malo sina)
Lineage: Eukaryota; Viridiplantae; Streptophyta; Magnoliopsida; Poales; Poaceae
Product: fasciclin-like arabinogalactan protein 7
Exons: 2
Coding region: 205-993 (262 amino acids)
Source: RefSeq, a predicted model, not a curated record
UGAGUAAGCCCUAGUCCUCUCUUGUCCUCCUCUCCUCAAUCCUCAUCAACAGCUGCCACCCAUAAUCUCAUUAUCUUUUACUCCCCUCCACAUUUUAUAUAGCCACUCCUCCUUAACUCCCCUCCUGCCCUCCUCCAUUCCUCCCCACACCCUUUUACUGCCUUCACUCCCCUACUCUGCUCAGGGAAUUUGUAUUGACAGAGCAUGAUGGAAUUCAAAGCAGCCGUUUUUGCCUCGGCCGUGGUGGCCAUCCUGCUCUGCUGCCCGGCGCCGCCGGCGUUCGCCCAGAAGCACAAGAGCCUCCCGCCGUCCCCGGCGCCGGCGCCGGCGCCGCACCACGUGGACCUGGCCGACCUCCUGAGCGUGGCCGGGCCGUUCCACACGUUCCUCGACUACCUGGAGAAGACGGACGUGCUCAGGACGUUCCAGAGCCAGGCGAACAGCAGCAAGGAGGGGAUCACCGUGUUCGUGCCCAAGGACUCGGCGUUCGCGUCGCUGAGGAAGACGACGUUCGCCAACCUCACCUCCGACCAGCUCAAGUCGCUGGUGCAGUACCACGCGCUGCCGAGGUACUACUCCCUCGCCGAGUUCAACAAGCUGAGCACGCUCAACCCGGUGCCCACGUUCGCCGGCGGCGAGUACACGCUCAACCUCACCGACGACAUGGGCACCGUCCACGUCCGGUCGAUGUGGUCCAACCCCAAGAUCAGCAGCAGCGUCUACUCCACCCGCCCCGUCGCCGUCUACGAGCUCGACAGGGUGCUCCUCCCGAUGCAGAUCUUCAAGACCGACCCGCCGCUGGCGCCGGCGCCGGCGCCGGCGCCGGACGCCAAGCCCGCCGACGCCGCCGCCAGCCCGCUGCCGGGGAAGUCGUCCAGCGCCAAGGCGAAGGCGGACAAGAAGACCUCGUCGUCGCACCGCGCCGGCGUCGGCAUUGCUGGCUACUUGCUUCUUGCUGCCUCCGCCUCAGCUGGCUUGCUGCUCCUGUGGUGAUGCGAUGAUUGAUGAUGAUGACAUCUUCUACCUCCGGGGCAAUUUGGAGCAGAGUUCAUGCUCCUUCCUGCUUGAAAGGAAACCUUAAUUUUCCUUUUUUACAUGGAUUGUUGCUGGAUUUUAAUUCUUUGGACAUAGUAGGCAUUGUGUUAGGAUUGAGUUCGUGGAGUAUUUGCAUCAUAUAUGCUUCUAUGGUUGCUCGUUGUUCAUACUUGAUCCGAUGCAUGUAUGCAGAAAGUAUUCUACACUCGCAUCAUAUUUGCCUGGAUUGCCAUGUAAUCCUUAAAAGUAGAAAAUGAACUCGAAAGUUGGCGAUUGAAAACGCAAAUUAAUGGGUUGGCGCGUUAAAAGUAACAGAAUGAUACAAUAUUU